AUGAUUCCGGGAGGCGUCAGUGGUCGAAGCUGGCGCCCUGUGGUGCGCUGCGCGGUUUUCUCUGUUUUAUCCGUCUCGUCAUGGCAGUCACGUCGCUGCCCGCGUACACCGCACGCUUGCCACGUAAGCGAACCGAGUCACGCACGCCUUGUACGCGGCACCACACUUCUCCAAGCAGCACGGCUGACAGCAACGUCGGCCCAGUCCUCCACCGCGCAUUUGAAUGCGCAGCGCUGCUACGUCACGUCCUCGUCGUCCGGCUCCUCCUCGCGCAAUUCAGGAGAGGAGAAUGAAUCCUUCCGUGCAAGCCGCGGCAGCAACGACGGCAAUUUGGCGGAUGACGACGCGCGUGACGGCGCCUAUCGAACCACGAUGCCCUGGGAAACACCGGAGGAGUCGAUGGAAGACUUCUACGCCGCCCUCGACGAUCGACCGAGUCCUGUAACGACGCCAAAGGCGGAGAAUUCUGGCGAGCCGGCCACCACGAAUAGCAGCUCAAGCGUCCGCGCAGGAGAGGCGCAGGAGAUGACGGGAACGCCGAACAACGACCAGACUAGCACUUGUGGUUCUUCUCCACAAUACUCCGCCACUGGCAACGCGCAGCCGGGGAAACCCACUUCCACCGCAACUCCCUUUCACGGCAAGGACUCCAUCACCGGCCCCAGUGAUGCAGCCAAGGCAGCGCAAGGCACAGCAGCAGCAGCAGCAGCAGCGGGCGACACAUCUGCGUACCGCGGUCCGUGGGAUGACAAGGGUGCCGGUCUGGUCCGCCAUCGCGUAGCGCAGUGGUACGUGCCGGGUUUGGAGAGGGAGCACCAAAGCAGGACAGCGGUGCAGAUGGAGACGCCGGCCACACCGGUAAAGCUGGCCUCCGCCGUGGUCGGUGUGGUGAACGCGGCUCUGACCGGAACGUCGAAGAAAGGCAGUCGGCAUGACCAGCCUGUGAGGGCAGCACCAGGUAAUGCGCCUGCGACCCCGGCAACGGCCGUAGCGGCAUCCGCCAUGCCCACGCACAGCAAAGACUCACCAAAAGAUCACGCAAGUGGCGCUACUGCGACAGAAGGAACAUCAGGGGGAGAGAAGAGGUCGUCUGACGCCGCCGGGGACGUAGGAAAGGCGAGGCCCUCGCCUGCCGGCACCGCAGCGACAACAACGCAAGCGGCAGCUGCAACUGAAGCGAAGCCGGCUACGCUGGCUCACUCCGCCGGCGGCGCUGCCGCGCAGGAGAAGUUCAACGUAGCCGCCCCCUCGUCUGAGCACACCGUCUUCACGGUAUCCUCGUCGUUGUCUACCGCUGUUGCGUCUGUUGCAGCUAUGGAUGUCAGGACGGACACGGCGGCAGCGAAGUUCCCAGCUAACACAAAGAAAGAGCAGACGGCGCCGGCGGCAGUGGACAAGAAAAGUGGAGAGGCGGAAGAUGACGACGACGAUGGCGAUGAAGAGCUGCCUGAAACACUCCUCACCGUUCAGGCGAACCGCAACAAGCGUAUCAAGCAGCUCCUUAUGGCAAGCCUCGGCUCCGACUUUGCGAAGGCGGGCCUCGGCAACGACGGCGUGCGCACGAGCUUCUCCGUCGUGAACUACCAAACCAUCAAGCAGCUGACGGGCCUCCCUCGCAUCCCGUCCACGCUGCUCAUCUCCUGCAUGGUGGCCCCGGAGAACCAAUUUCGCUGGAUCGACAUCUCCAUGCACCCCACCGCGACCCUCAGUGAGUACAAGGAGGCGCUGGAGGAGGUGCUGCUCGGCCUGGGCGUCGACCGCACCAUGGAGGAAGACUGCGCCGAGCCGAUGCUGCUGCCGCAGGUGACGGUUGUGAAGGGGUGCUACAGCCUGCUCAUGCGGUACGCGAUCGAGGCCCCGGCGAACAAGCAGAUGGACAGCUUUCAAGAUCUCACGAACCGCUUCACCGUGUUUAUGUCGCCUGUCAAGGUCAUCACCGUGCACCGCACCCAGUGCUCGUACGUGGAGGAGUUGAAGCUGAACUGGCAGCAUUACCUGUCCGGCAGGGGUCUAGACAAGCUGUCGAGUACACGCCACGAAGGCAGCGGGCUUGUGCCGUCGGGGAAGGACGAGUCGCCGAUGCUGCCGGGGCAGCGUUAUCUCUUGUACUACUUUGUGAAGGAGACGGUCGGCACCUUCGCGCAGGCGAUUUCGAAGUGCAUCGUCGAGUUCGACCGCUACGAAGCGAACCUCUUCAGCACGCAGCGCAAUCGCUCGUCCAUGGCACGCGACAUCUACCACAUCAAGCGCCGCGCCUCCGUCUACGGCCGUACGAUGACCCUGACGCAAGACGCCUACUCGCACAUCGCCACCGCGCUGCGCAUUUCGAGUGCACAGGUCGGCUAUCAGGAAAUUAUGCACGACCUCGCCCACGUCGAGUCGUUGGCCGAGGAGCUCAACUCCAACGCGGACUCGGUGCUACAGCUGCUGUUCCAGCUGUCGUCGUACCAAGUGAACGAGCUGAUGCGGGUGCUGACGGUGUUCAGCGCUUUCUUCAUCCCGCUAAGUUUUAUUGCAUCCGUGUAUGGCAUGAACUUCGAGGAUCUGCCCAUGCUGCACAACGAGUACGGCGGCGUCUUUUGUGGAAUGCUGAUGUGCACGGUGGCGACCUGCAUUUUCUUGUGGUUCCGCUCCAACCGCUUCAUCUAA
Leptomonas pyrrhocoris is the source of this 2649-nucleotide messenger RNA. Its product is annotated as putative cation transporter. Gene Ontology annotation, biological process: transmembrane transport; metal ion transport. The coding region runs from base 1 to 2649 and encodes 882 amino acids. The record is from RefSeq and is a predicted model, not a curated record. Lineage: Eukaryota; Euglenozoa; Kinetoplastea; Trypanosomatida; Trypanosomatidae. Gene Ontology annotation, molecular function: magnesium ion transmembrane transporter activity; cobalt ion transmembrane transporter activity; cobalt ion binding. Gene Ontology annotation, cellular component: membrane. The transcript has a single exon.